Molecule: messenger RNA, 1671 nt
Organism: Bufo bufo (common toad)
Lineage: Eukaryota; Metazoa; Chordata; Amphibia; Anura; Bufonidae
Product: splicing regulatory glutamine/lysine-rich protein 1-like
Exons: 9
Coding region: 49-1671 (540 amino acids)
Source: RefSeq, a predicted model, not a curated record
AGCUGGGCGGCUCCGUGCGGCGGCGUGGUGGUCAGGGGCUUCCUGAUCAUGGUGGCCGAGGACGUUCUGCGCCAGAAGCUGGAGGAGCCCAAACUGAGUCACAGAGGUCCCAUCAAAGCUGUGAAAAUAAAUCGGAAAAACAGCGUGGAGGGAAGCCUCGGAUCUCCCACAUCGGAUCCGCACAGGAAACGAAAGUUUAAUGGAGACAAAAAAGGAGAAGAUGUUAAGGAGGAUUCCAGCAGAAAGGAGACGUCUUCCCCUCCGCGGUCACACAAUGGUUGUAUGGCGGUUGACCCAGCCGAAUCCUCAGAGAAGGUGAUACAGGAGAAUGUAGUGUCCUGCGCCUCCGAACAUUAUGUGGAUCCUGGUCCUGACUGUGGAGGAGAAAUCCGGAAGCAUGACUCCGCAGAUGAAGACACGCUGCCCGUAUCGUCCUCCAUAUUGGACGAGAACAGCAACUUACUGCAAGAGGAAUCGGAGAGCAAGCAUUGCAGAGACAAGGAAGGGCAAAACGACCCAGCGGAGGAGCAAGCGUUCUUGUCUUGUAGGAUUUCUGCACAGGAAAGUGAUGUCCCACCCGGCCGCUUGGCUGUGACUGACGACCUGCCCGUCCAGAGCGCUGAUGGAAGAAGAAACGACCAUACGGUUCCGUCAGAGGACCCUGUAGAUCAUGCGGAAGAACCCAAAGACUAUGAGAUUGCUGAAGAUAACAAAGACCUUAAGGAAAACAGUCUGGAGGAAGCCGCACACUCCUCUAGAAAUGGAGACCAGAGGAGCAGAGCGGACAAAAAGCCGAAGGAGCAUAAUGAAGUAAAGAAGAAAGAUCGCCACGAGGGUAAAGACAAGAGGGACUCUGAGAAGGACAAAUCGCAGGAGAAAACCACAGACAGAGUAAAGGCGGAAGACCAGGAGCAGAAGAUGGCAGGAAGUGUGAAGAAGGCAAGUUAUGCAAAGGAGCAAAAGGACCGCUCCAAGUCCAAGGAGGACGGACACAAGGACCGCUCCAAGUCCAAGGAAGACGGACACAAGGACCGCUCCAAGGAGGACGGACACAAGGACCGAUCCAAGUCCAAGGAGGACAGACACAAGGACCGCUCCAAGGGGGACGGACACAAGGACCGCUCCAAGGAAGAAAGACACAAGGACCGCUCCAAGGAAGAAAGACACAAGGCCUCUGGGCAGAGCAAACACAAGCACCUGGUAAAGGAGGAAACUCCAGACACCCAUGCACUUCACAAAGAGAAUGGAAAGGACACAAAGGCUGGAGUCCUGAAGAUGACCCUAGUGGAUCUGGACCUGUUUCAGGAAGCCCUGACCGAAGAUAAGAGGCACAAGUUGAAGGACAGCACCAAGGGGAAGUCCCUGGACAAGAAAGCAUCUGGCGAAAAGCAAAAGGAUCAUCACAAAAAGAGUGAUGAUAAAGACACCAAAAGGCAUCACAGCGAGGAAACAAAAGGUAUAAAGAGAGAACUGGAAGAAGUAGUAGUGGAGGCAGAACAGAAGAAAAUAAAGGUGGAUCCCGAGAAAGACGAGAAGGUCCAGGAGAAAGAGAAAUCGAGGAGCAAAGCAAGCAAAAAGAGGAAGAAUGCAGAAGACAAGGAAGGAGAGACCAAAGCCAAGAGGACCAAGGAUGCCAAGCAGAAAGAGGAGGACUCCAAGUGGAAGUGGUGA